CAUGAUCAUGGUGUCACAUGACUUUGUUUUUGGCGAAAAUGACAGCUAGCAUUACAACACAUGCGGUAUCUACUGUGUAUUUAUGUACAGUUUUAUUUGUUUUAUUCAAUGCAUAUGUAGACAGUCAGGAUAUUGAUGUACAGUUAUGUCAAAUGUGCGAAGGGACUGUACGACAAGGCAGUCCUGUCUGGGAUUUCUGCCUUAAAAAAGGCCAGAUCAAAGGACGCUGCUGUUUUGAGAACAAUACCAGCAAUAUAGACACCAUUAUAGGGUUGGACCUGUCAAACUGCUCUAUCAGUCAUGUAGAGCACCUGUAUAAUUCAUUCACAGCAGUCAUAAUAGAUCUCUCCAACAACCCAAUCACCAAUCUGAGCGAUUUCGUAUUUCAGGGUUUCAGCCAUCUUACCCAAUUAUUACUACCCUCAAAACUGGAGUGUCCAGGGGGCAAUGCAUCAUGGGAGACGGUUGAAGUAAAAAACAAUGCCAGAAUCUGUGAAGGACAGAAAAAUGUUUGCAAUCAGAUGGCACUGAUGCCCUGGAAUUGCCCUGAAAACUCAUUCUGCAGCCCAUAUGGUCCAGGGUUCUUUGAGUGUGAUUGUCUCCAUAAUUUCCACGGAUACAAGUGCAUGAGACAAGGAGAGUUUCCCAUAGGUAAGGUGCUUGGGAUAAUCACCGGCUCAACAGUUGUUGUUUCAUCGUUACUCUGGUUUACACAAAGACGAAAGGUCGAGACCACUUGAAUUUUAGAGAAGUGACAAAGGUGCACACGCCACAAAAUGCAUCAAGCUUAUUAAAAAUGAUGCAGGAGAAGUUUCAUACUCUGGAAGCUUAACCAUCGGAUGAACAUUUUACUUUCUUGUUUUUUAAACUUGCCAAAAGCAGGUUUGCAUGACAUUUUUUUUAAAUAACUUAAUGCACAAUUUUGGUUUUAAACUUUCACUUUCUUUUGACCCUCAAGGUCCUGAAACCUUUUUAUUUGUACAAAUCCUUCAGUGAAUACUGACAUUUUCACAGCCUUGAAGAGACUGGUCUGUAAAGGGAAAACUGACCAUAGACUGACCUUGCGGAUUGUCUUUGGAGGGCAGCCACAUUUCUGACAGAAAUGAAUCACUGACAUAUUUUAUGGACAAAUAUUUUGAGUUGCUUUAAAACAAAAUUAUCUUGAUUUCAAAGAUAUUUAAAGUGCUUUCAUUUUACAAUGGAGGGGGGAAAUGAAUGUCAUUGGACUGUUAUAAUUUGUGAAAUAAUUGUAUAUUGUUACUGCCACAUACUGCUUUUUACAGAUGUUAGAUACUAACCGAUGACCAUUUAACCGUUGAAACUGUAUGCUUUUCCUUUUCGGCAGAGUAAAGGGAAUCGGUUUCAUCUGCUAAAAUGAGAUUUAUAUAGGGACACACUAUUAGUAUAAUACUGACAGUACAUGUUACAUUAUGCAAAUUUCAUUUCUUUCAAUGUAGUAUUUUGUUGAGGAAUUCAGCAUGUACCUCAGUAAACCAGAACCAAAAAUUAAAGACUUGUCUCAAAAGAA
Molecule: messenger RNA, 1528 nt
Organism: Pimephales promelas (fathead minnow)
Lineage: Eukaryota; Metazoa; Chordata; Actinopteri; Cypriniformes; Leuciscidae
Gene: atraid
Product: all-trans retinoic acid induced differentiation factor
Biological process (GO): positive regulation of osteoblast differentiation
Cellular component (GO): intracellular membrane-bounded organelle
Source: RefSeq, a predicted model, not a curated record